This is a messenger RNA of Ceratitis capitata (Mediterranean fruit fly), 2726 nucleotides long. RefSeq names its product RNA polymerase I-specific transcription initiation factor RRN3 (gene Tif-IA). The record is from RefSeq and is a predicted model, not a curated record. NCBI's taxonomy places the organism in Eukaryota, Metazoa, Arthropoda, Insecta, Diptera, Tephritidae. Gene Ontology annotation, molecular function: RNA polymerase I core binding; RNA polymerase I general transcription initiation factor activity. The transcript is spliced from 7 exons. Gene Ontology annotation, cellular component: nucleus. The coding region runs from base 437 to 2305 and encodes 622 amino acids. Gene Ontology annotation, biological process: transcription initiation at RNA polymerase I promoter.
AAUCUUUAUCAAAGAAGCAACACUGGUUUUUGACGUUUACAAAUUUCAGGCAAAUUUUCAGCAACGUGCUUUUCAGUUUUUCGCGCACACGUCUGCAAUUCUAUUAAUAUUACGACUUAACCGUCGGAAAACCAAGGAAUUUGGUUUGGAUUUUAUUUAAAAAGAGAAAUGAAAGGAAACUUAAAAGCAAAAUUAACGAAGUUUAGUAAAGGUGCAGUAAUACAAGUGAAACGCGGAAACAAACGAACUUUUAGUAGGCUGGCAUAUCGUGAACCUGUACAGCUGAUAGCGGAGGUUAAUCACUUUUCACUGUUACGUCCAUAAAAGAAAACCUUUUAAUUUUCGUAUAGCUAUAGCUCAAACGAAAUACCUAGACGAUUAUCUAUCGUUGUGAAAUUGUUAAAAUCGCUAUAGAUAAACAUAAAAUUGUGCAAUAAUGUCGUCAGUAUAUAGUGCCAAAACGGGGCUUUCAUCCAUACUCAAAACAUAUUCCCCAGCAGAACGAGAAAGAGCCAAAAAUAUUGCUAUUAACAAGGUUCGUUUUGAAAUGCCAAAGCAAAAGGGUAUAUUGGAAGCGGUCGAAGCAGUAAAUGCACAUAAUAACUUUCAACCCUUGAAUGAAUUUGUGGCAUUUCUAAAGGAAACUGAGUUGAGUGACGCGGAAUUUCUACGUGUAAUGACUGAUGCUCACAAGCUAAUAAACGAUCUCAGUCCAAAAUUUACAAAUCUUGUAGAAGCACUUAUCUCAGUGCCAUGGGCAAAAAGAGAACCCGCAGCUAUACAAGCUUACAUUGAAUUUUACAUCGAUAUUAUGGUGGCACAUAACAAGUAUGUGCAAUUUGGUAUACCCAAAUUAAUUUCUUUAUGGAUACCAGCUGAUGCUGAUGUGGCACACUGGCCAAAUGGCACGCCCAUAGACAACGUCAAGACGGAAUUAGAGGCUAUACAUGAUUUACUUAAUCGCAUUUUAACCGCAAUCCCAAUGAGCUUUGAAGUGGUGCUAGAAGCUAUUGAAAAUAGGUUUCCAUAUUACAAGAAAUCUACACAUGUUAUAGCGGGUUAUGUUCACAAUAUGCUUUGGUUAAUCGAAUAUAAACCAAUAUUUGUAGAAUUUGUGAUGCAAUUGUUAAUGCAAAAGCUCGUAAUACUUGAUGUCAACGCACCCAGAAGUGAAAUUGAAGAAACAGAGGGCGAUGAUGAUGAGGAAUUGGAAGAAGAGAAUGAAGAUGCGGAAAUUUUCGAAAUGGAUGAUUGUAAAAAGGCAGAAGAAGACGAUUUAUUGCCCAUGAAACAUGUCAUAGCGCACACGCUCGACGUUUGCAUGGAGAAAAUGUUAAAUUUCUUAGAUGCAAAAAAUCCAAAUAUACUCAAUGCUAGCGUUGAACAAAGGCUGGAAAUGAACAAAUUUUGGAAAGUGUUGCUUGCGGCAUUUGAUAAUGUGAUACUGCCUUGUCACAACACGCACCAUGUGCAGUUCUUAGUAUUUUACUAUUGUAGUUUUAAGCAUACCAUCGCAGAGGCUUUUCUAACAUCGCUAUGGGAUAAAAUUAAGAAUCCAAACGUAUCUGCUGUCAUACGACAGGCUGCUGUUGGUUAUAUGGCUAGCUUCUUGGCGCGUGGCAAGUUUGUGCCACUACCCACUCUUAAGUACUAUCUCAAAGAGCUCUGUGAUUGGGCACAUCAGUAUAUACAACGCUGUGAUCAAUAUCGUCAAAAUGGUUCAUUAAAGGCAAAUAUUGUCUUCUUUUCACUCUGUCAAGCUGUAUUCUAUGUUAUAGCUUUUCGCAGUCGCGAUCUAACGAGUGAUAGAAAGAGUUUACUUUUCCUGCAAUCGCUGCAACUGUCCGCCAUUGUAACAUGCAACUUUAAUCCGCUACGCGUAUGUUUACCAGCUGUAGCCACUGCGUUCGCUGGUGUAACACGUGCCUAUCAACUAGCCUAUUGCCAUGCGAUUUUGGAACGUAAUGCGCGUCGUAAGUUAGCAACGGUGUAUGCAAAUGAGACAGCUACACCAGAAGAGACACUGGACACCUUCUUUCCAUUCGAUCCAUACUUGUUGAAAAUGUCCGAAAAGAAGAUAUCGACAAAUUAUCUGCAGUAUCAGGCCAGCGAGGCUGAAGAGGCAUCUAUAGUGGCUACGCAUAUUUCACCGAUGCAACGACGCAAGCGUGGUGAUUCUGAGAUGUGUGAUGAUAUUGAUGAUUUCAUUGUAGCCGAUAAGCGGCAGAAGAUUACAGAUUUAGCGCGCAGUCAAGAGCGUGAGGCGCAAUUCACAUAUGGACUUUCGCCAGGAUUUCAUAUGUAAUUUGAAAAUGUGUUGGACUGAUUGUGAGAUAGUCAGAUAUGAAAUUAUUUUGACUGCUUGUAUAUUUAGCUUUUUUUAUAUUUAUUCAUAAGUGCGAUGUAAGGGUAUAUAGUAGCAUAUUUACUAUUAUACAAAAUGUAAAUGAGUGUGGAUACCAAUGUUUGAUUUGGUAAGUUUGUAUGUUUUUGUAAAAAAAAAAUACAUAAGGUAAAGCUUUCAGCACUAUCUAUUUAUAUAGAAUGAUUAGAUUUAACAUAUAGGAAAGUAGUUUUUAGAUGCAAUGGAUAUAUGCAUGUUUUUCUCUUCAUAUAUUGAUAAUUUUGGUUUAUUAUACACAUAUUUACAUACAUACAUAAAUUAUAGAAGAAGUUAACGUUAUGUUAUGCAACAAUGAAAUCAAAAUAAAAUGCUUACAAUAAAU